AGAUAUUGAUACAUCCCAGUGUUUUGUUUAUGUAAUCUAUUUUUAGCACAGUGUCAGUACCAUUUUACUAAGAUUUCUGCCAAUACUAUUGAUGUCAUCAAUUAUUUAUUAGGUAAAUCAUUUCUUUACUUACUAUUGCAUUAUUUUAAAGUCAGACUGUCAUCAUAUUUGUUGUAUUUUGUAAGUUAUUGCAUUUUAAAUUGAUUACAGUGCAGCAUCCCUGUCUGGCUGCAGCCAUUUUGCCCAAUUGCUUUCUGGGUAGUUACCCUUGACAACCUAGUAGAAUUCCAGGAAUUAUUCCAACUGUCAAAACAAUUCUAAGCUAAAUUUCUUUAAUUUAAGCAAAGGAUCAGAGUUUUUCAGGUCAAUAUGAGUGAGAAGGUUCCUAGACGUGGCAGGCUAUACAAGUGUUUACACUGUGAGAAGGCAGGAAAGGUGUACAUAGAAGUGAAGUACAGAGUCACCGGUCAUGUUUGGAAGCACCACUUUCCACUGUCAGAUUCGCCGUUCUAUUGCACCCUUUGUCUGUUCAGGUCAACCACAGAGGAGGCACUUAGGAAACAUGUAAAGACUUACCGAAGGCACGUUCUGAUGCGCAAGGACAUGGGUACAAGGGUCAAUGAUAAUCGGUACCUAGUGUUUAAUACAGCACCACGUGAUUUGGUAGAAGGGGUUGAUUACAGAAGGGAGACCUUGAGAGAAUGUUUAGCUGGUACCUCUGCAGUCGAAGACCCAUUGAUGCUGGAUCAUGAGGAUUACUCAUAUGAGAAGACUCCUGAAGAAGAUGGUUUGAUAACGCUACGUAUUACUCCAGAGGUCCUUGCUGAUUUUGUUUCUAGACCAAGACUGACCGAAACAUCAGUAGUACCUCAGCAAACAUUUCCUUUUCCUAGCUGCAGCUCAUCAACAGUAAGCAAUCCAGUCAUGACUCAACCAUUUAUUCAGCAGCCACAUCUUCCAUUUAUUGCCCCCAUACCAAAUACCGAAGUAGAAGCAAAUACCACCACUAACACCAUUUUAGCCAAUGUCAACGAAACCGUAACCAGUAACCAGUUCUCACCCUUUAAUUUCCUAGAGGCACUCUGCUCAACGCCUACUAAAACAGCAAUGACCACCACUAUGUCCACACUGCAGACACCAAUCUUACAGCCACAAGCAGAGGAAAACAUUUUAGACCAGAUACUACCAAACCAGGAGAUGAGUUUUGGAAACUUAGAUUUGCCCCUUAGCAUUCCUAUCAUGAAGUCGCCCGAAGCUGAACCACAAACAAUGAAAGAUGAAGAAACACAGACAGAAGAACCGCAACGGAAAAGGAGAAGAACGCAAGAUCAGGAAGGCGAGAGUAGAAAAUUGGAAGAAGCUUGAGAGAAGAUCGUGUCAUCAGUUGAAUCCAACAGAAGAGCUAUCCAGGGAGUAAGAAGAUCAGUAGAUCAGGUUACAGAUGUUUUGGGUGUACUGCAGAAGACAAUGGAAAGUAUCCGGGAUGAGAUUAGGAAUGGUAGGAGGGAACAGGA
This is a messenger RNA of Mercenaria mercenaria, 1514 nucleotides long. RefSeq lists its product as uncharacterized. Bases 370 to 1365 code for a protein of 331 amino acids. The record is from RefSeq and is a predicted model, not a curated record. The transcript has 2 exons. Lineage: Eukaryota; Metazoa; Mollusca; Bivalvia; Venerida; Veneridae.